This is a messenger RNA of Penaeus vannamei (Pacific white shrimp), 5580 nucleotides long. RefSeq lists its product as uncharacterized. Gene Ontology annotation, molecular function: polyamine oxidase activity. NCBI's taxonomy places the organism in Eukaryota, Metazoa, Arthropoda, Malacostraca, Decapoda, Penaeidae. The record is from RefSeq and is a predicted model, not a curated record.
CUCUCUGUAUUUGUUGAUCUCUUAUCAUCAUCUUGCACAUCAGACUCGUACAUGUUGAUGUUCAUUCGUUUAGGAAUUUUAAAACAGAAGAUGGCAUGCAUUCCGCAGCAUGCCCGUGUAUGCAUAAUUGGUGCAGGUGUAGCAGGGCUCAGUGCUGCUCAGAAGCUUAUUCAGGCUGGAGUAAAAGAUGUUUUUGUCCUUGAGGCUCAGGAUAGAAUAGGUGGGAGAGUCCACACAGUAGAACAUGGUGACCAUGUCUUGGAGCUCGGUGCUCACUGGAUCCAUGGAGAGGAAGAAAAUGUUGUCUUUGAGUGGGCCUCGCAAAACAACCAGGUGGAUGAUGAACCUAAGCUGACACAAACAGGUAUUGGUGAAACUGUGUUUGUCAGAGAAAAUGGGGAAAUUGUACCAGCGGAGACCUUCGAAGCUUUUGAAUUGGCUUUUGCAAAUCUCGAGGAACAGGCGGAGAAAGACUUUCCUUCCUUCCCACACUCUGUUGGGCAGUACUAUUCAGAACAAUUCAAGUCACUCAACCAAUGGGGUGUUAUUGGAGAGGAACUGCUGGAUUGGAGGGGACGUUUUCAGAACUGCAUUGAUGGUACUGAUUCCUGGUACGAUUGUUCGGCAAGAGGGCAUACCUGUUACAAGGAAUGCCCUGGAAACAUUGUGGUCAACUGGAAAAAUGGAUAUCGAGCCCUUCUAAACCACCUUAAGGAGGAAUUGCCCAAGUCUUGUCUUCAUUUGAAUUCAGCUGUAAAAACCAUUGACUGGCAUGGCCCUUUGGCUUCAUCUGCCAGCUGCAAUUUAACAUUAUGGUCAGGCCAGGUAAUAAGAGCAGACCAUGUUGUCUUCACCCCAUCUUUAGCAGUUUUGAAAGCAGUGGUCGAGGAAAUGUUCAACCCUCCACUACCAGUGGAGAAGUCAAGAGCCAUUGAGGGCUUAGGGAUUGGUGUUGUGGACAAGAUAUUCAUCCAGUUCCCACAGCAGUGGUGGGAGACAGGUUGUGAUGGUUUCAGCUUUUUAUAUAACCUUGAGGAAACUUCAGAAACAAUAACAAAGGAGAACUGGGAAUAUGGAGUCUUAGGCUUCUAUGAGGUCUACAAACAACCCAACAUGCUUUGUGGGUGGAUCACUGGACCAGCGGCUCGCAUGAUGGAGCAAGUCCAGGAAGAGGAAGUGAUCAAGCGUUGUGUUUCCCUUCUGAGGAAGCGUUUGGCACCCAAAUUUCAGAUUCCUGAUGCAGUUUGGGGAAAGAGAUCAUCAUGGGGUCAGAAUCCUUGGAUAAAAGGGUCAUACAGUUUCCGCAGCACCAAGUCUGAAGCAAUGAAUGUUUGGGCUGCAGACUUAGCAUCCCCUUUGAUUAAUGCAGAUGAUGCUCCUGUUGUCUGCUUUGCGGGAGAAGCAACCCAUGAUUACUUUUAUUCAACAGUUCACGGUGCUGUUGAAACAGGAAGGAGAGAAGCAGAAAGGUUGAUCCAGUAUUUGUCAAGAAGUCAAGGCUGUCUAGAACCAAUAGUAGCAGCAGAUACCUCAAAUCAGAGAAAUGACACACCUUCGGCAGUACAAAACGGUGUCACAGAGAACUCAUCCCAAUGUGAAGAAAGAAACAGGGCGGUUAAAGAUGUCCCAGUGCAUGUGAAAGUGUGCAUAGUAGGUGGAGGAGCAGCUGGACUGGCAGUGGCUCAGAAACUCACAGAGGCAGGAGAGAAGAGUCUGUUGGUACUCGAAGCCCAAGAAGAGUUAGGGGGAAGAAUACAUACAUUCAGACAUGGGGAUCAUUUGAUUGAGUUGGGAGCCCAUUGGAUGCAUGGAGAGGAGAGGAAUGUUGUUGCACAUAUUGCAAAAUUCAUUAAUGAAGCUGAUAAAACUAUAACGCUAACACAGACAGGUCUAGGCGACAAUCGUGUGUUCAUCAAGGAGGGAGGGAAAGUCAUUGAUCCUGCCAUUUGGAAAGCAUGUCUGGCUGCCUUGGUUAAGAUUGAGAAGGAGAGUGAAGAUGCCCUAAGGAGGUACCAAGGCUCCUUUGGUGACUUUCUGCAUGAGGAAUUUCAGAAAGUGAAUAAAUGGGGUGAACUUGGAUACGACAUCCUGGCCACUUUUGAGAAGUAUCAGAACUUCCACAAUGCCUGUGAUUCAUUGGACCAGCUCGGUGCCCGGGGAUUUUUGGAAUACAAAGGGGAGGAAGAUCCUGGAAACCCUUUCCUUAACUGGAAAAAUGGAUUCUCUACUUUAAUUGAUUUUCUGAAGGAGAAGGUUCCAGCAAGCAAGAUUUGGACCAACUCUCCAGUUGUAAGCGUGGAGUGGGGCACUGCAACACCAUCAUCUCCAAGCUGUUGCAGAAUUAGGUUGGAGUCUGGACGUAUCAUUGAGGCUGACCAUGUGGUGUACACUCCAUCCUUGGGCGUAUUGAAAGCAACACAUCUUCAGACAUUUACACCUCAGUUACCAAUGAAAAAAGCUCAAGCAAUUGAAGGUCUCUGCUUAGGGUUAGUUAACAAGAUCUUUAUAGAAUUCCCAUACCGCUGGUGGCCAAGUGACUGCGAUGGAUUUACAAUUGUUCCUGACAUUAAUAUCCGGAGGACACCCAUAACCCCAGAAAAUUGGCAUGAGCAUCUUAUGGGAUUCUACAGUACUCAUCGUCAGCCAAGAAUGAUGUGCAUUUGGAUUGGGGGAGAAUGUGCACGUGCUAUGGAGGUUUUAUCUGAAGAGGCUAUUGCUAAAAGAUGCAUUUUUGUUUUACGAAAAUAUCUUGGAGAGACAUACACUGUCCCUGAUCCAGUAUUUUGCAAAAGGAGUAAAUGGGGAAGUAACAAAUGGACACGUGGAUCCUAUAGCUUUAGAAGUAUCAAGACUGACAGCAUGAAUGUAUGGGCAGAGGACCUGUCUGAACCUGUGACCAAUAUUCAGGGCAAACCUCUGCUGUGUUUUGCGGGAGAAGCCACAAGCACUGAAUUCUACUCUACAGUUCACGGUGCUGUUGAAAGUGGAUGGCGUGAAGCCGAGAGAAUCUUAAAAUACAUCAAGAGUAUGCCUUAUCCUCCCUCAAGCAGACAGACGACAACAAGGGAAAAGUACAAAGUCAUCAUAGUGGGAUGUGGGGCCUCUGGCAUUGGGGCUGCACGAGAGCUCACAGCCAAAGGGAUCAACUCUGUUCUCAUUCUGGAAGCCAAUGAUCGUGUUGGCGGAAGAGUCAACACAAUCCGAACCCCCCCACAAGGGGUAGUAGAACUUGGAGCCCAGUGGAUACACGGAGAGGAAGGAAACGUCAUCUACCAGUAUGCAAAGCCAAGAGGACUGAUACAUCACAAAGUGUCAGUGGAUGGGAAAGGUGAAUUUUACAUGGAGAGUGGAAAGCUGAUACCAGAAGAUAUAGUGAAGGAGGUGGUAGAUCUGCUCAACGAAGCUGAUAGUGAUUGUCAAGAGUUUGCCCACAAGGGAAUAGCGGCACCACCUGAGCUGUCAGUUGGGAGGGUUUUCAGGGAGAAGUUCUUGCAGUACAUGAAUGACUCAGAAACGGAUCAUCCAGACAGAAGAGAACUGAAGAAGGCUAUGUAUCAUUGGGUCCUAAGGUGGCAAAGGAUAGAUAAUGCUUGUAACUCCAUAAAAGAACUGUCUGCAAACUGUUGGGGCAAUUACAUUUUCUGUGAUGGCAAUGAGAACAUGAACCCCAAGGCUGGAUACAUUUCUGUUCUGGGUUCCAUUUUAGAGGAAUCAAGAGUUGAUUUACGACUGAACACUGAAGUUUCCAGCAUAAAUUAUGCAACAGAGGUUGUAGUAAAAAAUGGUUCUCUCUUUCGUCCUGAUGGUUGCACAUUGCCUGUGGUUGUGAAGUGCAGAGAUGGCAGAGAGUUUGAGGCAGAGCAUGUAAUGGUAACUCCAUCUAUAGGCUACCUGAAAGCCCACCUGAAGCUCUUCUCACCUCCACUUCCUCGGGGAUUACAGAAAGCUAUUACAUCCACGGGUUUUGGAACAAUAGACAAGAUGUUUUUGGAGUAUGAGCAACCCUGGUGGCCCAAAGACUGUGAAGGUAUUCAGAUAGUGUGGACUAAAGAUAUUCCAGACUUUGAUAAUGUUAUGCAGAAUUCCCCUGAUGCUUGUAAUGGCACUGUGGAAGAGAUGAAGCAGUUUUGGGUGCGUGCUAUCUCCGGGUUUGAUCCCGUGUUCAACCAAAAAGCCAUGCUGUGUGGCUGGAUUGGUGGAGCCGAGGCAGAGUACAUGGAAAUGCUGUCUGAGAGGGAAGUGGGUGAGGCUUGCACACAACUGCUGCGCCAUUUCCUCGGAAGGAGUGAUAUUCCAAAUCCCAAAAGAGUAUUCAGAUCUCAGUGGGCAAGUGAUCCCUUCUUCAGAGGAUCCUACUGUUACCAUAGCCUGGGUUGCGAGUGCCUUAAAGAGGACAAGAAGGAGAACCAUCUCAAUGCUCCCGUGUGUGCUGUGAUGAAGGAUGAUGGUCAAAAGGUUCCUGUGUUGGUACUAGCUGGAGAAGCUAAUAGCAAAUGCUACUAUUCUACUGUCCAUGGAGCUCUACAGAGUGGUAUGAAACAAAUUUCUCAUUACAUCCAGAGUACCACAAGACUGCAGAAGGAUCAGAGUCUAAUAAGAAGUAAAAUUUAAUAAAGUUCCACAUCCAGAAGUUCAGAUACAGGUGAUAAUUGCAUGUAGAGUAUUUACAAAUUGCAUUUGAGGUAUGGAAUGUCUUCAUUUGUUUGUAAUAUGGGCUUGCUGAAAAAGGUUAUUGUUAUUUUUGAAAGUUCUAUUGAUUUUAUGGGUUGUAUGAUUUCUGAUUUAGCUUGAAAUUUAUAUCCAGAAUACUUACUAGAAAUCUGUUUACAUUUGUAGUUGAUUGUUUCCUUUAGUUUUAAGGCGUUUUAAGCAGGGAAAGUUCUUGCCUGAAAUCUCAAGUGUUUUUCUUGCUAACUCAAGCAUUUCGCUUGCUUUCUCAAGCGACCUCCGUAGAUGGCUAGACUUGUGCUUGCUAGGUCUAGCUGUGUACCGUCACCAUGGCAACAGCGUCGGUCGCGUAAUGUACCGGUCACGAUCCUUCGAAUGCAGGCAUUGGCCAGGAACUCGGCUUAAUAUCUUAUCAUAUAAAUAUAUUUUUCACGGUAUCUGAUUCUGUAAUUUUCUUAAAAUCUUAUUCAAAGAAAUUGAAAUUAACUGAAAACGAAAGUAGAUAAUGGAGAUUAUGGGAAUAAAAAGUGUUUUAAUUAUAAAUAAUAAAUUAUUAUAAGACGAACAAUUUACCUGUUAUUGUUAAACUCAUCGUCUCUCUAAAUCAAGAAUAUAUCUGCUAUUCUAUGAAAUAUUUCAAGAAUAUUUCAAGUGAAAAAAGUCUGAGGAAUUCUAGCAACAUUCUUCUGUUGAUAUUGCAUUCGAUGAUUGUUAUAUUUAACCUCAUAAAAUCGGAUAUAUGGGAAUGGGUAGGCCUAUAUUUUAACUCAGGAAUAUUCAUUUGUUUCGAUAAUGCGUCAGAAUGAAAGGGCUGUCAAUGGGAAGUGUGUCAUUGUUUUAGAGGCACUUUAUAUGAAUAUAGGAGAAAAUAUUGCGCUUUGUUAAGAUGUUUGGGUAGAUUUACUUUGCCAU